CGGACGUAACCUUGGAUGUUAUGCUUUUCAUCGUUUCCUUAAUAUUGCUUUUGCUUCUCAUGGGUUUUCUGAAAUGGUUUAUGGGCUUGUACAUUCCGGGGAUGGGUCGUUGGGGUUUAGAUUCGUUGCUGGAAACCAGCACAAUGUCGAGGUACCUUGAACGAGACUUAAGAUAUUAUAAUCGAGUGGUGAGGGAUGAGCACGGUGCACCGGUGCAUCCGGAAACGCGAAGGAGAACCGUCAGGAUAUGCAGCAGGAAAAUGGAAUUUUUACUAAACGCGAUGUUCUUCCUGAUUUUUCCCUUCGCGGUUUGCUGCUAUCGUCUCAAGAGAUUUUUUCGACUCGACCGAAGACGCUGUUGCUCGAGCGAAUCUAAAAUCAGUUUGGCGAGCGACAAGAGCGAACAUACGAAAACGAUCUGCGUGAACACUUAUGGCGAUAGUCGCGAUUCGCAAAUGGAAGCCGAGGACAUCGAGUACGUGAUGAACGAAUUGAACAAGUCUGAGGAAUCGUUACGUAAUCAUAGUAGAAAUAAGAGAAAUCGCUGCAUAAAAGAAUAUCGAUCGUGUCAUUAACACCAUUUGAGAAAUAAGUUUGACGUGAAUUGUCAUAGGAAUUUUCAGCUUGCAAGA
Molecule: messenger RNA, 632 nt
Organism: Camponotus floridanus (Florida carpenter ant)
Lineage: Eukaryota; Metazoa; Arthropoda; Insecta; Hymenoptera; Formicidae
Exons: 5
Coding region: 21-575 (184 amino acids)
Source: RefSeq, a predicted model, not a curated record